ACGUGAUCGAGGAGCCCUGAAGCCUCCCCCGUCGACUCUAUUCGAUAGCAUUACUUUGUUAGGAAAUCUUCCAAACCAUCGCAUCCACCAGAUUCUCAACUCUCUACACUCCCAUACACUCCACUUCGACCGGCAUCAAACCGCAUACCAACGCACCAACACGCAACCGCUCCCUCGCUGAUCCGCACUCGUUGCGCGCGUAAACAGAAAAGGUGAAUACACGUCUACAAGGUGGUGCGGAGAGGCAAGGCGCAAGGCACGGCGAGGCAGAGGGCCAUUCUGAUGCAUUGGUUUUACAACGCUGCACCCCACGCGACAUCUAUGCGAACCUCUGCAAAGCUCAGGUUGAUAUCGUAGGUCCCUCCGCAGCUUGUAAAGACCGUAUUGUGUAGUUUGGAAGCUGGGACGAGCUCCGCCCGCGCUGCUUUCCCCUGUGGGUCUGGAGCUAGACGCAUUGCCAGCUAGAGCCAGUUCUGCGGUGCGGUGUCGCGCUUUUUGCGAUCCCCAAGCAACAGAACGCGCCUUUCCUCUUCCGAUCCGUCAACUCGAUUCCAGCUACUAGCAACAUCACUAACGAGCUGUCUUGUCAGAUUGCCGACGUCCAAACCCGCAUGAGCACAAUAGCGCGCGAUCCCGAAGGAGGCUAUUCAACAUGGGAAAGCAACUGGAUCUGGGACACCAUCUGCGGUAUCCCAUCACCGUCAGCAAGCUAUUAAAGGCGCCCGGCGAUUCGAUUAAGAAGCAGGAGCCGAUUUUACAAUACAAGUUCACCACCGUCCGAGAGGUAGGCGAUCCGUUUGGCGAACAAUGGAAGGAGAAGCAAGUAACCUUCGCCGACUGGGAUAGUCCUUCAGAUGGAACCAUGCGCAAAUGGAAGAUACAGGAGGGCAUGGUCAUUGAGAAAAACAUGAUGUUUGCCGAGAUCGAGGAGGAUUGUCCCCAUUCAAUUCAAUUCGCAGGCCUUUGUGGCAUAUGCGGAAAGGAUAUGACGGAAAUGUCAUGGGCUAGUGCCAAAAACGAUACCGAUCGAGCCAAAAUCAACAUGAUACACGAUCAAACCGCCCUCACAGUCAGUCAAGACGAAGCAUCCAAGGCCGAAGAGGAAUUACAGCGGCGUUUGUUGAGAGACCGAAAACUGUCCUUGGUGGUGGAUUUGGAUCAAACAAUUAUACACGCAUGUAUCGAACCGACCAUUGGAGAAUGGCAAGCGGACCCAAGUGCGGGCAAUUAUGAGGUCCUCCAGCAGGUCAAGUCUUUUCAAUUGAACGACGACGGCCCUAGAGGCCUUGCUAACGGAUGUAAUUAUUAUAUCAAAAUGCGUCCGGGAUUGAAGGAAUUCUUGAACAAGGUUUCUGAGAUGUACGAACUGCACGUCUACACCAUGGGCACUCGAGCAUACGCCUUGAACAUUGCCAAGAUUGUCGACCCAGACAAGAGAUUAUUUGGCGACCGGAUUAUCAGUCGCGACGAAAACGGUAACAUGACAGCCAAGAGUCUAGCUCGAUUAUUUCCUGUGGAUACCAAGAUGGUUGUGAUCAUCGACGAUCGAGCUGAUGUUUGGCCCAAGAAUCGAAUGAACCUCAUCAAGGUCCACCCCUACGACUUUUUUGUGGGAAUUGGAGACAUCAACUCGACAUACCUACCCAAACGAGAAGAACUUCCCAAGGAUGUUGAGAUACCUAAACUAAAGCCAUCGAAACCCAUUGAGGCGGCCGCAGUGACCUCAGAGGGCAAGACUGAUGGCAUAGGCGCAACUCGUGUAUCAAGCAAAACACCCAUUGCCCCUACUGAGGGUGCAAAGGUUAGCGCUUUAGAAGAACUGGUACGUAUGGGUGGCGGUGAUGACCAAGCUUUGAGGCUUGAGCAAGCUGCCGAACAAGAGAACCUCUUGGAAAAGCAGAUAAAGGAACGGCCGCUAUUACAUAUGCAGGAGCAACUCGACAAGGAGGAAGAUGAGGCAGAUGAUGAAGAGGCUAAGGAGGAAGUGAAAAAUGGUGAGACUGUGACUGAACACCCUCAUCACAAACACAACUUGCUCAAAGAUGACGACAUUGAGCUGAUGUAUCUGGAAAAACAUCUCACACAGAUCCACAAAUCUUUUUACGAACAAUAUGACGGUGCGCUGGUUAAUGCCCAAGGUGGGCGAAUUGCACAGUUAAAGCCCAGCCACAGCAGAAAAGUUCCAAUAAAGGAAAAGGCAGGUGAUCUGAGCAUCGUCCCAGAUGUUGCAGAAGUCAUGCCACGAAUUAAGUUGUUGCCCCAGCUCUACUACUAUAUUAAUUUACUGACCCUCGACAGAACCAGAACACUUGAAGGUUGUGUAAUAGUAAUGUCGGGUCUCGUGCCGUUAGGCGUUGAUAUUAUGAGGUAAAAUAACUACAAAUCUUUCAAAAAUCAUCUACAUUCAUCUCCUUGGUGGAAAUCGAGGUUUAAACAUUUAUUGGAUGGGACUUACUUUUCAAUAUAGAUCAGAAAUCGCUCUGCAGGCAAUGAGCUUUGGAGCAGUAAUUCAUUACAAGUAAGCUAUAAACACCUCCGUUCUAUAAUCAUGAGCAACGCUAAUUAUACCAGGGUCUCGAGCAAAGUUACUCACUUAGUAGCCUCAACGAGCCGAACUCGCACGACUAAAGUCAAGCAAGCAGCACGACGAGAGAAGAUCAAGAUUGUCAGUCAACAAUGGCUCUUGAACUCGAUGAGUAAAUGGAAGAAAGAGGAUGAGGGACCAUAUCUUGUACAUGUCUCAGAAUCAGACCGCAAGCGAGCAGCUGGUGAAGAAGGAUCAAGUCCGCCAUCCGAUAUGAAUGAAACGGACGACAGUUCUGACGACGAAAGCGCAAGCAGCGGUGGUGAAGAAACGGACAGCAUCCCCUCAAAUAGUCAAGACAUGAGUCUGGAGCUCGACGAUCUUGCGCCCUCCGAGGACUACGAUGAAGGACAGUCUCCUGUCGAGCAAAUGAACAAUUUCGAUUGGAAUUUAGCCGAUGCGGAACUCGAAGCAUUUAUGGACGAAUCCGACUCGGAAGCUAGCGAUACGGCAAGCGAGAUUAGCACGAACAGCGGCGAUCGAACUCCGCGAUCGGGUGAGAAGCGAAAGUAUAACGAUCGAGAGGAGUCGGUUGAUUCGGAUGGGGACAGUGACGCAGAGAGCACGCUAGCUAAGAAACAGAGAGUUGCGAAUAAGAGGAGUACGGGGUUGAAGAGUUUAACUAGUGAGCAGAGUCUUCCAACACCGGGCCCGACGAACGAUGGAGAAGGGGGUGAAGAUGACGGUGCUAGUAAGGGGAUUCAAGAGGACGAUGAGGAUGAUGGUUUUGAUUUGGAGAGAGAGUUGAUGGAGCAGUUGGAGAAUGCUGACUCGGAUGGUGGUGGUUGAUGUUCUUUUUUCCAGAAUCCGACCUUUGUUGUUGCGAUAACCUACG
Molecule: messenger RNA, 3419 nt
Organism: Hymenoscyphus albidus
Lineage: Eukaryota; Fungi; Ascomycota; Leotiomycetes; Helotiales; Helotiaceae
Source: the annotation of a GenBank genome assembly